Kickxella alabastrina is the source of this 2022-nucleotide messenger RNA. RefSeq names its product heat shock protein 60, mitochondrial precursor. The record is from RefSeq and is a predicted model, not a curated record. Lineage: Eukaryota; Fungi; Kickxellomycota; Kickxellomycetes; Kickxellales; Kickxellaceae. The transcript has a single exon. Gene Ontology annotation, molecular function: ATP binding; ATP-dependent protein folding chaperone; protein-folding chaperone binding. Gene Ontology annotation, cellular component: mitochondrial matrix; mitochondrial inner membrane. Gene Ontology annotation, biological process: mitochondrial unfolded protein response; protein import into mitochondrial intermembrane space; apoptotic mitochondrial changes. The coding region runs from base 156 to 1901 and encodes 581 amino acids.
AGCACAAGACCCAGACCAACUUCAUAAUUCUCUCGCCUUUUUUUAUCCUCUAUCCUUUUCUUUUCCCUACGACUGUACAUUUUUUAUAACCUUACACCCUUUUACAAAAGCUUUUUUUUUUUUUUUAAAAAAAACUAGUUUUAUUUUUUUUACAAAUGGAGAGCAUUUCCAAGAUCGCACCUCGUGUCGCCAAGGGCACUGCUGCCCGCAACGCGGCCAAGUCCGUCCGCUCAUACUCCACGCACAAGGAGAUCAUCUUCGGCAUCGAGGGUCGCAACAAGCUGCUCAAGGGUGUUGAGACGCUCGCCAGGGCCGUCGCCGUCACUCUGGGCCCCAAGGGCCGUAACGUUCUGAUCGAGCAGCCCUUUGGCGCGCCCAAGAUCACCAAGGACGGUGUGACCGUUGCUCGCAGCAUCACCCUGGAGGACAAGUUUGAGAACCUGGGCGCGCGCCUUGUGCAGGACGUCGCCAACAAGGCCAACGAGGAGGCUGGUGACGGUACCACGACUGCAACCGUUCUGGCGCGCGCGAUCUUCAGCGAGGGCGUGAAGAAUGUUGCUGCCGGGUGCAACCCGCAGGAUCUGCGCCGCGGCGUGCAGCAGGCUGUCGAGAAGGUUGUCGAGUACCUGAAGAGCCAGGCCAAGCCCAUCACCUCCACGCAGGAGAUUGCCCAGGUCGCGACGAUCUCGGCCAACGGCGACAAGCACAUCGGUGAGCUGAUCUCGCGGGCCAUGGAGAAGGUCGGCAAGGAGGGUGCUAUCACCGUCAAGGAGGGCAAGACCAUCUCGGACGAGCUCGAGAUCACCGAGGGCAUGCGCUUCGACCGCGGGUACAUCUCGCCGUACUUCAUCACUGACACGAAGACCCAGAAGGUCGAGUUCGAGAACCCCCUGAUCCUCCUUUCGGAGAAGAAGAUCUCGAUGGUCCAGGACAUCCUGCCCGCUCUCGAGACCGCCGCGCAGCAGCGCCGCCCUCUGCUGAUCAUUGCCGAGGACGUUGACGGAGAGGCCCUCGCCGCGUGCAUCCUCAACAAGCUGCGUGGCCAGCUGCAGGUCUGCGCAGUCAAGGCCCCGGGCUUCGGCGACAACCGCAAGUCGAUCCUUGGUGAUCUGGCCAUCCUUACCAACGGCAGCGUGUUCUCGGAGGAGCUCGACCUCAAGCUCGAGAAGGCCACGCCCGAGCUGUUCGGCGCUACCGGUGCCGUCACUGUCACUAAGGAGGACACCUUCAUCCUGAACGGUGCCGGCGACAAGGAGAACAUCAACCAGCGCUGCGAGCAGAUCCGCUCUGCCAUGAACAUGGCCGGUGUCUCCGAGUACGAGAAGGAGAAGCUGCAGGAGCGUCUGGCCAAGCUGUCGGGCGGUGUUGCCGUUAUCCGCGUCGGUGGCUCGUCGGAGGUUGAGGUCGGCGAGAAGAAGGACCGCUUCGUCGAUGCGCUCAACGCCACGCGCGCCGCCGUCGAGGAGGGCAUCCUCCCGGGAGGUGGAACUGCCUUGCUCAAGGCUUCGCUGCAGCUGGCCACGCUCAAGGGCGAUAACUUUGACCAGAACCUGGGCAUUAACAUCGUCACUGAGGCCAUCCGCCGCCCCGCGCGCACCAUCGCCGAUAACGCCGGCCUCGAGGGCGCUGUUAUUGUUGGCAAGACCCUGGAGGACGGUGCCAACGACUUCAACUAUGGCUUUGACGCCGCCAAGUGCGAGUACACUGACAUGAUCAAGAGCGGUAUCGUUGACCCGCUCAAGGUUGUCCGCACCGCGCUGCUCGACGCCUCGGGUGUCUCGUCGCUGCUGACCACCUCGGAGUGCAUGAUCGUCGAUGCCCCCGAGAAGGCGGCGCCUAGUGGCCCUGCUGGCGGCAUGGGCGGCAUGGGUGGAAUGGGCGGCAUGGGCGGCAUGAUGUAAUUAAAAAAUAAUUGCCAGCAGUGUGUGUUCCUCUCUGACUUCUUUUUCCAAUAUACUCUCAAUUAAAGACAUGAAAUACUUUGUCCAACGCGUAAAUACUCGUCACAUAUUUUUUUUGCAU